Messenger RNA from Mucor velutinosus, 1440 nucleotides. Its product is annotated as Protein fmp32, mitochondrial. Gene Ontology annotation, molecular function: threonine-tRNA ligase activity; ATP binding. The transcript has 4 exons. Lineage: Eukaryota; Fungi; Mucoromycota; Mucoromycetes; Mucorales; Mucoraceae. Gene Ontology annotation, biological process: threonyl-tRNA aminoacylation. Gene Ontology annotation, cellular component: cytoplasm; mitochondrion. Bases 1 to 1440 code for a protein of 479 amino acids. The record is from RefSeq and is a predicted model, not a curated record.
AUGUUCUCUCGUCCACUGCUACGUUCUUUGAGGAUAAAUUCUGGUGCAUUCCUGCAUAGUUUGCCAAUUGCAAGAUCCAUUCACCUUUCUCGAGCAUGUCUUGUCAAAGCAGCUGAAAAGACCAAAGUUAAUGAUGUUUCCAAGACAAACGAGCAUGACCACAGAGCCAUUGGCAAGGCUCAGUCAUUAUUCAUGAUCCACCCUGUCAGCCCUGGUUCCAUUUUCAUGUUACCUCACGGCACUCGCAUUGUACACAAACUACAGGAUUUCUUGAGAACUGAAUACGCUCGAUAUGGAUACGAUGAAGUUAUGACGCCCUUGAUUUACAAAAAGGAAUUAUGGGAGACAAGUGGCCAUUGGCAAAAUUACAUGGAAGAUAUGUUUAUGGUGAAGAGUGGACGUGAACAGACAUGCACUCAUGAGCACGACCACCACAAGGGUGAUGCAUUGAUUGAUACCGAUGAAGGCCUCUUUGGUUUGAAGCCCAUGAACUGUCCUGGCCAUUGUUUGAUUUUUGACAGCACUCCUAAAUCGUAUCGUGAUCUUCCCAUUCGAUUGGCUGAUUUCAGCCCUCUUCAUAGAAACGAAGCAUCAGGCGCUUUGUCCGGUUUAACUAGAGUCAGAAGAUUCCACCAAGACGAUGCUCAUAUUUUCUGCGCUGAGAAACACAUUGAGCAAGAAAUUGCAUCUUGUCUAUCCUUUGUGGAUCGUGUUUACAAGGCAUUCAAGUUUCCUCAUUACGACUUGACACUGUCUACGCGCCCUGAAUCACAGUAUAUUGGAUCAAUAGAAGAAUGGGAGCAUGCUGAAGCAUCACUUACACAGGCAUUGAACGGUACUGGACGUCCAUGGUCCAUCAAGGAGGGAGAUGGUGCAUUUUACGGACCCAAGAUUGAUAUCAUGGUCAAAGACUCAAGCGGAAAAUCACAUCAAACAGCCACUAUUCAACUUGAUUUCCAAUUGCCUAGACGAUUUGGAUUAAAAUAUGUAGAUGAAAACGACGUAUCACAAACACCUGUCAUUGUGCAUCGCGCCAUUCUUGGAUCCAUUGAACGUAUGAUGGCCAUCUUGAUUGAGCACACAGGAGGAAAAUGGCCAUUCUGGUUGAGUCCUCGUCAAGGCGUUGUUAUCCCUGUGUCUACUCAAUUUUCUGAUUACGCUAAAAAGGUAGCACAAUCCUUGUCUUUGGGUGAAGAUCACGAAUCCAGCACUUCUCAUGAACAAUACUAUGUCGAUGUCGAUUCCUCUCCUCGUGAUCGACUCAACAAGAUGAUUCGUCAAGCUCAACUUCAGCAAUACAACUUUAUCUUUGUCGUCGGUCAAAAGGAGAUGGAUGAGGGGACCGUCAAUGUCAGAACUCGUAAGGGUGAGGUCUUGGGCACAAUGGGCGUGGAUCAAGUUCGCAAAAUGUUUGCUUCCAUGACUAAAAAUUUAGAGUAA